Messenger RNA from Dovyalis caffra, 966 nucleotides. Lineage: Eukaryota; Viridiplantae; Streptophyta; Magnoliopsida; Malpighiales; Salicaceae. The record is from the annotation of a GenBank genome assembly.
AUGAAACUAGCUGGUCUAAAAUCAAUAGAGAAUGCACACGACGAGUCAGUAUGGGCAGCCGCAUGGAUUCCGGCCACCGAAACCCGCCCCGCUCUUCUAAUGACCGGCUCACUCGACGAGACAGUGAAGCUUUGGAAACCUGACGAACUCACCCUGGAGCGCACCAACACUGGUCACUGCCUCGGCGUCGUUUCGGUAGCAGCGCAUCCUUCCGGCGCCAUCGCCGCGUCCGCAUCUCUCGAUAGCUUCGUUCGAGUGUUCGAUGUGGAUUCCAACACUAGCAUUGCUAAUCUUGAAGCCCCUCCUUCUGAAGUUUGGCAAAUGCAGUUCGAUCCCAAGGGUACCACUCUAGCAGUUGCUGGUGGUGGUAGUGCAUCAGUCCAGCUUUGGAAUACAGACACAUGGAAGUUGAUUGCUACCCUGUCAAUUCCACGUCCAGAAGGACCCAAACCCUCUGAUAAGAAUAGCAGCAAAAAAUUUGUAUUAUCAGUGGCAUGGAGUCCUGAUGGGAGACGGGUUGCUUGCGGCUCAAUGGAUGGCACUAUUUCUGUUUUUGAUGUAGCUCGGGCCAAGUUUUUACACCAUCUAGAAGGUCACUUCAUGCCUGUGCGGUCUCUUGUGUAUUCCCCUGCUGAUCCACGGGUGCUCUUUUCUGCAUCGGAUGAUGCCCAUGUGCACAUGUAUGAUGCUGAGGGGAAAACUAUGGUAGCAGCCUUGUCAGGUCAUGCAAGCUGGGUAUUAAGUGUUGAUGCAAGCCCUGAUGGAGCAGCUGUUGCAACAGGCUCAAGUGACAGAACUGUAAGGCUAUGGGAUCUUAGCAUGCGGGCAGCUGUGCAGACGAUGAGCAACCAUGGAGAUCAAGUUUGGGGAGUGACAUUUCGACCACCAGGUGGUCCUGGCCCCCGUGUUGGGCGGCUUGCUAGUGUUUCAGAUGACAAGAGCAUAUCACUUUAUGAUUAUUCCUGA